AUGAACUACGAAUCUGAAGUGCCCGAUGCAUGGGAUGCAGACUGGCAGUCCCAAGCCGAUACUCUAGCGACAAAGCCAACCCCGCCCGAAAAAAAAGUCUCGUCGAAAAUUACAAAGGCCCAACGACGAGCACAGCAGGCGGAGUUCAACCGUCAGCUAUGGGCUGAAGCAGAAUCACCACAGACAUUCCACUUCGUUGAAACGCGCUCCGAUGUACCGUUGAGGCAAGAUAUUAAGCCGGCUGUAACACUCCUCAGUCGCCGACCACAAAUAGCAACCCGGACCCGGCAGCAACCGUCAAUUGGAAUAGAUGCAGCAACUUCGGGGUUUUCGCAACUCGGGUUAGAGGGUGAGGAAGGCGACUCGGACGAAGAUACCAAAAACGCAGAGCCAACGCCCGAAGAACGUCAGGCACAAGCGCUCAAGAACCGCGAGGAAAAGCAGCGCAAAUAUGAAGAAGUGAGAGAGCGGCUGUUCGGUAGCAACUCGGCUAAUACGUCGGGCGCUUCCUCUCCAAGAAGCACAACUCCUCCUCGGCAAACACAGCAAGGCGAGGGAAGGGGCAAGGGCAAAGGUCGCGGGGGUGGCAGAGACUACCAGAAGAGAGAUUCUUCGUCUACAUCAAGCAAGUCAAGGCAUAAUAAUCUCUUUGAUCCAUCGAGUCCAGGAAGGUCGACCGGAUCUCUACAAAAGCGGGACCGUCCUCAGAUCGAACGAAACGACUCCGACAAGCAGACUGCGCCGCACCAACCAGUGCGCAGCCCACGAGGUCCCGAUGCUAGUGGCCGAGGUGGCUUUAAAUUGAACAGAGGCGCUCGAGGAGGUUGA
Penicillium chermesinum is the source of this 828-nucleotide messenger RNA. RefSeq lists its product as uncharacterized. Bases 1 to 828 code for a protein of 275 amino acids. Lineage: Eukaryota; Fungi; Ascomycota; Eurotiomycetes; Eurotiales; Aspergillaceae. The record is from RefSeq and is a predicted model, not a curated record. The transcript is spliced from 3 exons.